AUGAGUUUUCUCCGCAGGGUGUCCGGCCGGUCUGAAGAGGCCCGCGGGGAAGACCCAGGACACGCUAGGAGUGGGUGGUAUACCGCUCAGCUUCCCCAGGAUCCAAGGACCAGAUCAGGGCUCCUUUUUACGCAGACCUCCUACAAUGCCUCCAUCUUUGAAAAUUCUGCAGCAAGGAGCUACAUCAAGAGUGAGCUCAAAAUGGGAGUUGUUCUCGGGCCCUCUCGUGCCUCUAUUGUCAAAUAUCUGGAAUCUGGAUACGCAGAUGGUCUUUUUCAGGCAGAGAAAUUUGUUCUGGGAGACUUCUGUUUCCUGCGCAUCCGGACAAAUAGCGGCAGUGCAGUCAUCUUGAAUCGGGAGGUCCAGGACAACUACACACUGACGGUGAAGGCAUCCGCCAUGGGACGGCUGGAGGCCUGGGCCACUGUUUACAUCAAUGUCCUUGAUAUGAAUGAUCUCCGACCCCUGUUCUCUCCCACUUCCUAUUCUAUUGUUGUCGCUGAGAGCAGUGCCAUGGGUGCAAGUGUGGGAAUGGUGAUGGCGACCGAUGCAGAUGUGGGUUCCAACGGUGAGUUCUACUACUUCUUCAAAGAAAGGGUGGAGCUUUUCUCCAUCCACCCGACCAGCGGGGUCAUCUCCCUCACAGGCAGGCCCAACAUGGAGGAACGGAAUCGCUUCGAACUGGAGGUGCAGGCUGUGGACCGUGGCAUGAAGCUGUACGGUAACAACGGUGUGAGUAGCACGGCCAAACUGGUUCUCACUGUGGAACGUAUCAACGAGUUUGCACCGGUUCUGAGUGUGGUGGCACUCAACCCCUCCUGGUUGGACAUAGACCCCGUAUAUGCAGUUGUUACUGUGGAGGAUCUAGAUGAGGGUGUCGGUGGGGAGAUAGAGUGGGUGUCCAUCAUCGCUGGUGAGCAGUUUGUUGUUGAUCGGUCUCCUGUGAGUAAUGACUACAAGGUGAAGACCUUAGAGCCAGUAGACUGGAAUACAUUUCCUUACGGCUCCAACCUGACCCUCCAAGCCAAAGACAGGGGCUCACCUCCAAAGGUUUCCAACACCCAGGUGGUUCGGCUGCAGGUGAGGACGCCAGAGCCGUUGAAUAUUCGAUUUGAGAAGGAGGUCUAUAGGGUCAAGAUCAGUGAGAUAGCACCCCCUGGCACCAUAGUAGAGGUAGUAAAAAUCUCCCCUGCUCCUCUCAACGUCAACUACAGCUUGAGCUCCUUCUCUGACUCACAGUAUUUCACCAUGAACUCACUGACUGGCAUCAUUAACACUGUGAGUCAGCUGACCACCAUAUCCCAGGAGUCUGUGCAAAUGACGGUGUUGGAAUCUUUCACUCAACUUGAAACCACGGUUCUUAUCAGCAUAGAGGACGCUAACGACAACACUCCCACGUUCCCCAGGCCCAGCUAUGAGUUCUCUAUCAACGAAAGCCUACCAGUGGGCACUGUCAUCCUGGUGGUGUCAGCGGUGGACAUCGACAAAGGGGAGAACGGUUGCAUAGCCCACAGCAUUGCUGGUCUGCAUUCCAUACCGUUCACCAUAGAUCAGGAUACAGGGGAGCUAGACUUCGAGUCUUCGUCUGAGAUGUACAUGUUCUCCGUGCGUGCGUCUGACUGGGGCUCCCCGUACCGAAGGGAGAGCGAGGUGAACAUCACGGUCCGUCUGCUGAACGUCAACGACAACAAGACGCUGUUCGAGAGGGACACGUGCCGAGGCAUGAUAGCGCGAGUCUUCCCCAUUGGCCAACCCUUCCUUACCAUGUCGGCCAUAGACGUAGAUGAGCUGGACCUGGUUAAGUACCAGAUCAUCUCAGGGAAUGAAUUGGACUAUUUCAACCUGAAUCCAGACUCUGGGGGCUUAUCCUUGAGGAGAUCAUUGGCGUCUGCAAAUCUGAAGAGCAACUUGUUCUCGUCAUGCAGCGAGGCCCCUCACUGA
Osmerus eperlanus (European smelt) is the source of this 1941-nucleotide messenger RNA. Its product is annotated as protocadherin Fat 3-like. Gene Ontology annotation, biological process: homophilic cell-cell adhesion. Gene Ontology annotation, cellular component: plasma membrane. Lineage: Eukaryota; Metazoa; Chordata; Actinopteri; Osmeriformes; Osmeridae. Gene Ontology annotation, molecular function: calcium ion binding. The record is from RefSeq and is a predicted model, not a curated record.